This is a messenger RNA of Centruroides sculpturatus (bark scorpion), 3719 nucleotides long. RefSeq names its product fibrillin-1-like. The record is from RefSeq and is a predicted model, not a curated record. The transcript is spliced from 26 exons. Gene Ontology annotation, molecular function: calcium ion binding. Lineage: Eukaryota; Metazoa; Arthropoda; Arachnida; Scorpiones; Buthidae. Bases 1 to 3597 code for a protein of 1198 amino acids.
AUGUUUGGUUUUAUAGAUAAACUAAACAAGCUAUAUAUUAGGGCAUCUUGCCAGAAAUAUAUUCCUUGUAGUGCACACAUUAUCAUCAUAAAUAUUUCUUAUUUUAUUAAUUUAAUAUUAAUAUUAUAUUUAGAUAUAAAUGAAUGCUUUAGAAACAAUGGUCAUGGGCCUUGCAGUGAUAAAUGUACAAAUACCAAAGGAGGAUAUUUUUGUUCUUGCACAAUACCAGGAACAAUUUUGGGACCAAAUAAUCACACAUGUGAAGAUAUUGAUGAAUGCAAAGAAAAUAAUUUUGGUUGUUCUCAUAUUUGUCACAAUGCCUAUGGUAAAGCAUUUUGCUCAUGCCCUGUAGGAUUUAUUCUUGAUAAUGAUGAUAAAACUUGUAUUGAUUAUAAUGAAUGUGAAAUACCAGAAUUUGCUCAGACUUGUAAAGAAAAAUGUAUAAAUACAGUUGGAAGCUUCCAUUGUCAGUCAGUUGAAGAAUUAAAAGAAAUUCCAGAUUCUACACCAGCUUCAAGAUGUAAGCCUGGUUACAAGCUUACUGAAAUAGGAACGUGUAAAGAUAUUAAUGAAUGUGAAUCUGAUCGAUUGAACAAUUGUAAACACAACUGUACUAAUACUCCUGGAAGUUUUCAAUGUUCAUGUUUGUCUGGAUAUCGCUUACUCGGCGACGGAUCUUGUGAAGAUAUUGAUGAAUGUGAAGAUAAACAAUUACAUAGAUGCCAUCAUUAUUGUGUUAAUACCGUUGGAAGUUUUAACUGUACAUGUGCAACUGGCUUUGAGUUAUUUAAAAACAAAAGUUGUAAAGAUAUUGACGAAUGCAGCAUUAAUAAUGGCGGCUGUUCUUAUUCUUGUACUAAUGAACCGGGAAGUUUUCACUGCAAUUGUCCGAGAGGUUAUAAAUUAGACGAAGAUGGAAUCAAUUGUAUCGAUAUCGACGAAUGCUCCAUAUAUAAAAACGUCUGUCAGCAACGCUGUAUUAAUACAAAAGGAAGCUUUCAAUGUGCUUGUAAUGAGGGAUAUAAAGUAUCUGAGUCUAGUCCUUACAUGUGCACAGAUAUGGAUGAAUGCUCAGAAGGCAGUCAUAACUGCAGUCAUAAUUGCAUUAAUUAUCUUGGUGGAUAUUACUGUACCUGCAAAAAUGGAUAUCGUUUUUCUGAAAAUUUGAAAUCAUGUGUAGAUAUUAAUGAAUGUGAAUCUGAUCGAUUGAACAAUUGUAAACACAACUGUACUAAUACUCCUGGAAGUUUUCAAUGUUCAUGUUUGUCUGGAUAUCGCUUACUCGGCGACGGAUCUUGUGAAGAUAUUGAUGAAUGUGAAGAUAAACAAUUACAUAGAUGCCAUCAUUAUUGUGUUAAUACCGUUGGAAGUUUUAACUGUACAUGUGCAACUGGCUUUGAGUUAUUUAAAAACAAAAGUUGUAAAGAUAUUGACGAAUGCAGCAUUAAUAAUGGCGGCUGUUCUUAUUCUUGUACUAAUGAACCGGGAAGUUUUCACUGCAAUUGUCCGAGAGGUUAUAAAUUAGACGAAGAUGGAAUCAAUUGUAUCGAUAUCGACGAAUGCUCCAUAUAUAAAAACGUCUGUCAGCAACGCUGUAUUAAUACAAAAGGAAGCUUUCAAUGUGCUUGUAAUGAGGGAUAUAAAGUAUCUGAGUCUAGUCCUUACAUGUGCACAGAUAUGGAUGAAUGCUCAGAAGGCAGUCAUAACUGCAGUCAUAAUUGCAUUAAUUAUCUUGGUGGAUAUUACUGUACCUGCAAAAAUGGAUAUCGUUUUUCUGAAAAUUUGAAAUCAUGUGUAGAUAUUGAUGAAUGUUCAGAAGACAGUAGAAAUCUCUGCAGUCAAAUUUGCAAUAAUUAUGAAGGCGGAUAUAACUGUUCUUGUGAAAGUGGAUAUCAACUUUCUUCAGAUUUAAACUCGUGUCUGGAUAUUGACGAAUGUAACGUUGAUAAUGGUGGAUGCUCCGAAAUUUGUAGUAAUACGCCGGGAAGUUUUUACUGUAGCUGUCCCGAUGGUUUUAAAUUACACGAUGACGGAAGUAGUUGUAACGAUGUCGACGAAUGUGCCUUAAAUAAAGGUGGAUGUCAUCAAGGUUGUAUUAAUACAGUGGGAAGUUUUCAAUGCACGUGUAGCAGUGGAUAUGUUCUAUCAGAAAAUAAUUCAUAUGUAUGCACAGAUAUUGACGAAUGCCUGGAAAAUACUCACGACUGUAGUCAAAACUGCGUGAAUUACAACGGCGGAUAUUACUGUACGUGUAAAAAUGGAUAUCGCCUUUCUUUAGAUCUGAAGUCGUGUGCCGAAAUAACUUGUCCGGAAAUACCCCAACCUCAUCACGGAAGAUUCAAGUGUAGCGGCUCCUCGAGCAAAGACGUAAAAGUGGUAAAUACAACCUGUCAAAUUAAUUGUAACAAAGGAUUUAAAGCGAGAGGUUUGAAAGAAAUCAAGUGCGGAUUAAAUGGCAAAUGGACAGGACAGUUACCCACGUGCGAAUCAAAGUUUUGUCCCGCCGUCAAAAAACCCAAAUUUGGCAACGUUAGUCCACCGAGUUGUUUGGAUGGUUCGAGUACGGUAUCGCAGAAAUGUUAUUUCAUCUGCGACGCAGGAUAUAGAUUGGUUGGCCACGCUUUUUUAAGAUGCGAUAAAAAUCUGGAAUGGAAACCGAAAACCCAAAGUGUCAAAUGUGUAAAAAAUGAAUUAGAACCGUUCAUUCAAUGUCCUGCCGAUAUUUCCGUCGCUCUGGAGCCUCAGCAGUCCAAACAUCACGUCAAAAUUCCCGAGCCUAAGUCUAAUAUGGAUGCCAAACACAUCAAAGUAUUUCCGACUUGGGCGGAACAACUGGAAGGGGAUUUUCCAUACGGAAAUACCGAAAUUACUUUUAUAGCUUAUCAUCCUUCGAAAAAUUUGACUGCAACCUGCAGAAUGACUGUUAAUAUAUUAGAUGAAGAAGCUCCAGUCGUAAGAGGAUGUCCGGGGACGAUAGAAGUCUAUUCGGAAUCGAUAGAACCCGUCGAAGUCUUCUGGAAAGAACCAACCUUCUCGGAUAACGUGCGAAUAGAUUCCAUUUCGAAAACACAGACUCCUGGAAGUAAAUUUGGUGUGGGAGAACACACGGUUCAUUAUACUGCUAGAGAUCCCGCAGGAAGUCUUGCCACCUGCAUCUUUACCGUAAACGUAUUGCGUAGAGAAUGUGGCGAGCCAAAUGAUAUUCUGCAUGGCGAAAAGAACUGCAUGGAAUUCGUAGGCGGUCAGUUGUGCUCGCCCGUGUGCGACGCGGGAUAUGCAUUUUAUUUUAACGUUUCCGAAUUUUACAUGUGUGGGCUGGACGGAAUUUGGUUACCCAGCAAGGACAUCCCAGACUGUUUACCUUCCAUUUCCGAACCGGAAGAUGGUUGUAUGCCAGGGACAGAACUCCGUGAGGAAAUUGAUACCGAUUCCAGGAUAUGUGUGGCCUGCCCACCAGGACUGUACUGGGAGAUUAAGGUAUCCUCCUGUAUUCCAUGUCCCGAGGGAUUUUUUCAGGACGAAUACGGACAGACUGCGUGCAAAGCUUGUACCGCAGACGCCGAAAGUCUGGAAUUAUGCGAGAACCUGGCCACAUAAUUUUUAAUUAUUGUUUAUAAAUGUAUACUGUUUUGUAUAUGUAUGUAUGAUAUAAAAUAAUUUACACAGAAAUGUUGACUUGCUUACUGUGAAACUAAAAGAAUUCAUCUCAAAUAUAAAAA